Molecule: messenger RNA, 1737 nt
Organism: Clonostachys rhizophaga
Lineage: Eukaryota; Fungi; Ascomycota; Sordariomycetes; Hypocreales; Bionectriaceae
Source: the annotation of a GenBank genome assembly
AUGAGGGGCACCGUACUCACUUUCGCGGCCACGCUGAUCGGCUCCGUUGGAGCUGCCUGCACUGGCUCCUCCAGUUCGAGUGCUGCGGUUACAUCAGGCUCCAGUACCGUUGCUACACCAAGCUCCAGCACCGUGGUCACUCCCACCGUCACCCUCUCUGCCGGUACGGUGACAGGCGCAGUGGAUGGUGGCGUCGAGUACUACCGUGGCAUUCCCUAUGCCAAACCCCCGACUGGAUCUCUGCGACUGAAGCCUCCGGUGCGCCUCGAGAGCUUCGGCUCGAUUCAGGCCACUGGUGUUGGUCCUGCGUGCCCUCAGAUGACUGGCUAUGAGAUCACACCACUCCUACUGGAGGUGCUGUUACUGCCCGACGCCCAGGAGACUCUGUUCUUUGGUACAUCGCUAGGUGACGAGACCGAGGACUGCCUGACCAUCUCAGUCAUGCGACCGGAGGGCACAGCAGCCGAUGAGAAGCUGCCUGUCCUGUUCUGGGUCUACGGUGGAGGUUUCGAGAUGGGCAGCUCGCAGGCCUAUGACGGAGCGGUGCUAAUCCCCCAGUCUGUGGCCCAGGGCAAGCCGAUGAUCCUUGUGACCGUCAACUACCGGGUUGGAGCCUUUGGGUUCCUGGGAGGAAGCGAGGUUCUGGCAGAUGGAGCCUCCAACCUGGGUCUCCUCGACCAGCGCAUGGGCUUGGAGUGGGUGGCAGACAACAUUGCUGCCUUUGGCGGUAACCCUGAUGCCGUAACCAUCUGGGGCGAGAGCGCCGGUGCCAUGAGUGUCUUUGACCAGCUUGCACUUUAUAAUGGCGACAACACCUACAACGACCGACCCUUGUUCCGGACUGCCAUCAUGAACAGCGGCAGCCUGACUCCCACCCAGCCCAUUGACGGAACGAAGGCCCAGGAUAUUUUCAACUCGGUGGCCGAAGCUGCUGGAUGUGGUAGCGACUCAUCCAAGCUCGAGUGUCUCCGUGGGGUUGACUACGAGACGUUCCUGAAUGCAUCGAACAGUGUUCCCACAUACUUGACCUAUAGUUCCCUGGCGUUCAACUUCGCUCCCCGACCAGAUGGAAAGGUUCUUACUGCCAGCCCGGAAGUUCUCGCCCAGAGUGGGAAGUACGCCAAAGUCCCAUUGAUCAUCGGCAACCAGGAAAACGAGGGAACCGUAUUUUCUCUCUUCCAGGACCUCGAAACCGAAGAAUCCUUGGUCGCUUACCUCAAGGAGGUCUUCUUCCAGAGCGCCAGAACCGAGGAGGUCGCAGCUCUGGUCGCCACCUACCCCAGCAACCCCGACAGCCCCGGCGGCAUCGGUACCACCAUCACUGCCUAUCCAGAGUUCAAGCGCCUCGCCGCUAUCCUGGGCGACUAUGAAUUCACCUUCAUGUCCCGCCUUCUCCUCGAGACACUCCCCGACACUGUCCCCGCGUGGUCGUACCAGUCCACAUAUGCAAGCGGUACCCCGAUCCUGGGAACCUACCACAGCACCGACAUGCCUCGUCUGUUCUACAAGACUGAUAACGUUAGCACGGCUCUCAAGGCCCUGUACAUCUCCUUUGUGGGCUCUCUGGACCCUAACGAGUACGAAGAUGCGACAGGGUACUUGACCUCCUGGCCACAAUGGAAGGAGAGCAAGCAAUUGUUGGAGUUGGGAGCUGAAUCUACUCGGCUCAUUACUGAUGAUGCUAGGGCUGGUAGCUACGAGUAUAUCCGCAGCCACCUGGAGGCUUUGCGUGUGUAG